AUGCACAAGAAGAACCAAACCUCAGUCACAACUUUCUUACUUCUGGGAUUUCAGAAUCAUCAUAGCCUCAAUAUCUUACUUUUUCUUGUAUUUCUAAUUUUUUACAUGGUCACAAUAACUGGCAAUCUUCUCAUCAUUUUAUCUGUUUCUAUUUUUAAAAGUCUUAACUCUCCUAUGUACUUAUUUCUAUGUCAACUUUCCAUUUGUGAUAUAUUGAUUACCUCAAACAUUGUCCCUUACAUGCUUCAUGUGAUACUGAGAAAGGAAGAAAUUAUUUCUUUUAUUGGCUGUAUGACCCAGUUUUAUCUUUUUGGUACCUUUGCAACAACAGAAUGUAUACUCCUUGCUGUCAUGUCUUAUGAUCGUUAUGUAGCUAUAUGCAAUCCUCUGCAAUAUGUAUCUCUCAUGGACACUACUAAAUGCUUUAACUUGACAAUCUUAUCAUGGCUUAUAGGCUUUAUUCUAAUGCUAUUUACAGUCUUUCAAGUAAGCAGGUUAAAUUUCUGUGGUUCCAAUGUCAUUGAUCAUUUCUUCUGUGAUCUUGCUCCUCUUCUGCUACUGUCAUGCUCAGAUAUUUCAUUUGUUGAAAUUGAGAACUUCAUCUUAGGCUUUCCAGCAACAUUUUGCCCAUUUACUUUUAUUAUAGCAACUUAUAUCUACAUCUUUACCACCAUCAUAAGAAUACCUUCAUCCAUAGGAAGACAGAAAGCCUUUUCUACAUGUAGCUCACACUUAACCAUUGUUUGCAUCUACUAUGGGACACUUGUUGCUGCCUAUUUGUUUCUGUCUAAAGAGAAAACAUCAAAUGUGUCUAAGGUUAUUUCUCUGCUCUAUACAGUAGUAACACCUUUGUUAAAUCCUAUUAUAUACAGCCUUAGAAGCAAAGAAAUCAAAACUUCACUAGUUAAACUUAUUGCUAUUAUGUAG
This is a messenger RNA of Bombina bombina (fire-bellied toad), 927 nucleotides long. Its product is annotated as olfactory receptor 11L1-like. Gene Ontology annotation, biological process: G protein-coupled receptor signaling pathway. Gene Ontology annotation, cellular component: membrane. The transcript has a single exon. Lineage: Eukaryota; Metazoa; Chordata; Amphibia; Anura; Bombinatoridae. The coding region runs from base 1 to 927 and encodes 308 amino acids. The record is from RefSeq and is a predicted model, not a curated record. Gene Ontology annotation, molecular function: G protein-coupled receptor activity; olfactory receptor activity.